AAAAAGAUGAUGAAUCAGACAUUAUUUUAUGAACUCAUAUCUGUGAAGUGUUUGUCAGUUGAAAUAUACACACCAAAGUAUGUUAUGCUUACCUCAAGUAUUUCUUGAACAAUGACUUCAGCAUAUGCUUCUUUUAAACUUUGGCUGUGUGUGAAGUAACUGUUUCUUUGCUUUCCAGGCGGGUGAUCACAGCCGUAGCUCCCACGAUGAUGGGCCAGGAGAGUACUACAGGAGCGUUUCAUUGCGCUGUCUUAGCUCUAGAAUGGGUGGUGCUAACUGCAGUAAUCAUACAUGUUACUUCUCUUUGGAUAUUGUUUCUACAGAUUUUGAUCCUUAUCCACGGGACUGCGUGCAAGUUGUGUUUUCUAGCCUGCCAGACACACAGAGCAGAAAGGUCCUCUCAGUGAAGCCUCGAGGACAGAGGCACGUGCGUGAGGUGCGCAUUACUAGUGUACAUGGAAGAAAUGGGGUGAUAGAUCAUACAACCUUCUUCACCUUGGAUUCUGUGAAACUUCCUGAUGGAUACAUGCCUCAAAUCCAUGAUGUCGUCAAUGCUGUCGUAGUGGAAAGUGUUCAUGCAGGCUAUAUUUGCAGAGCAGUCCUUAUUACCCCAUGUGAAUAGACUAAAAACACAACUUGGUUAUUUUCUUUGUAUCCUUUAUUCUAUAGGUAACACAGGGCACAGUACAAGUGUGUUUUGAAAAAAAAAAAAAAACAACUAGUAGACCUAAGUACUUAUUUCUUACAUUUUCAAAUGCUGAGCAUGUUAGGUUAAUGAAUUCUGUGUUCCUGAAAAUGUUCAUCGUUUUUCAUUAUUAAAGGCAUUUUCCUCUUCAUCCUAAUGACC
Messenger RNA from Oryctolagus cuniculus (rabbit), 847 nucleotides. The record is from RefSeq and is a predicted model, not a curated record. Lineage: Eukaryota; Metazoa; Chordata; Mammalia; Lagomorpha; Leporidae.